Drosophila kikkawai is the source of this 1095-nucleotide messenger RNA. RefSeq names its product cyclic GMP-AMP synthase-like protein. The record is from RefSeq and is a predicted model, not a curated record. NCBI's taxonomy places the organism in Eukaryota, Metazoa, Arthropoda, Insecta, Diptera, Drosophilidae.
UGAAGUGAAUAGUUGAAAUUAUAUGUACAGAACUAAUUGAAAAAGAACAACAAUCAUGAGCUUUACCGAAAAUUUACAACAAAAAUUGAUGAACUUGGAAAUAUCCAGCAAGGAUCACACAGUAUAUACAGAGGACGCGGAUGCCCUUUUAAAUCAUGUGAUUGAAGAACUAAAGGAAAAGGACCCUUCCUUUGCCGAAGUUUUCGUCGGCCUAAGCCUUUGUGGCAGUUACUUGGACCAAGUGAAGCUGGAUGUUCCUGACGAAUUCGAUUUGCACUUGAAACUAAAAUUUCCCUUUAAGGUCACUCCCAAAUCGAACAAUUCCGAAUUUGUCUCAUUGUGUGCCGAAUUCGAGCCCAUGUUACUGAAGUUUGACAUCGAAGGCGCAGAUCUUCAGCACUGGCUCCACAGUGUCUUCAAAAAAGUCUUCUCUUCAGAUUUGAUAUUAAGCUGCAACGGUAAAAAAUAUACAUUAAGCUAUCGAAUGGGAACCUACGGCUGUGCCCACACAAUUAAGGCUGUAUCUAAGGAUCGCGCUUUAUCGAUUGACCUGGUUCCGGCAUUUGAAUUCACGGGAUCCCAGUGGCCGUUCGCUGAUCCACCCGUUCCCCAAAAAGUCCGCAAUGCAUAUCCCUGGCUGGCAACCGCUCUAUUGGGUGUAAAUAAGACCGGAAAGUCGUUUAUAGUCUCUGCCCCAAUGUGGGAGAAUGCAUUGAUAAAGGAUAACCAUAAACUCAAGGACGUGCUGCGCCUCAUGAAGGGAUUGCGAGAUGCAAACAGAAAACAAUUACCCGAACUUUCAAGCUAUAUGAUGAAAACUGUCCUGCUGCAUCGGGCGGCAACGGUCGACUGGAAAAGGGACUUGGGUGAACUAUUUGUGGAGAUGUGGGGUCACUUGAUAAAACACCUUUGGAAUGGCAAACUCGAAGUUUUCUUGACAAGAAACGGGAACUUGCUGAGCCAAAUGCACCCUCAAAGCCAAAAGAAAUGUCUAGCUACAGCUGAAGACCUUCUUAAAUCAUUAAAAGAAGCCAAACUUGCCGUUGAUAAAUUUGAUAAAGUGUUUACAGAAAAAUAAACAAAAUAUUAAUUUAA